AUGAAGGUCUCUGGUUGCUUCCUUUCUGUUUACCUCGCCUUUUUGUUACCAACAACGGCUGCACUUUGGGCUCCUCGUCCUGAUGGCCUUGCAAACACAGUCAAGCUACCCUUGUACAGCAACUUUCGAACCAGACCGGUGGCUUUCCCUGAUGUGAGGUCUUCUUCGGCGUUCCAAGUCUCCACUGGUCAUGCCCUUCGAGGUGGUGGCUGUAGUGAUACGUCUAUGACGUUGUUUCUAAAGGUUGGAGUCAGUGCCGUACUUCAAGCUAUCUCUUUGUUGGGCGUGUUGAGAGUUGGCAAGGAAGUCUCUGAUAAAGUAUCAGCCGAAAUCGAAAAGCCCAAACUUCCCCAAUGGCUUUCCAUCAAACUCUUGCCUCAAUGGCUCUCCAUUGGAGUGGUUGUGUUUGCCUCGAGCAUUUUUGGAAGUUUGGUGGAUGGAGGCAUGAGUGCCGCCACGCAGCAAUUUAUGGAUCCCAAUGUGGUUCCGGGAGACCCAAAUUGGUAUUCUAACUUGGUUAAACCAGUGUGGAAUCCUCCUGGAUGGCUCUUCCCCAUCAUGUGGCUGUUGGUUAGCAAGCCUACCCAGGCCAUUGCGUUGAACAAGGUGUUGAAGAAUGAUGACAAGGAGAAGCCCAAAUUCCGUUGGAAGGCCCUAGGAGUGUACUGUGCUCACUUGGCACUGGGCGACGCCUGGAACAAGGUGUUUUUUGGCUUUCAAUGCAUCGGGCGAGGAACAGCAGUGAUUACAGCAUUCUUUGGGGCUCUUUUGACGAGUACCAAACUAUUCUACGAUCUGGAUCCAGAGGCUGGUAAAUUCAUGUUGCCAACAUGCGGUUGGGUGGCUGUGGCUACAGCACUCAAUUGGAGUAUCUAUUUUAAGAACUAG
This is a messenger RNA of Seminavis robusta, 888 nucleotides long. NCBI's taxonomy places the organism in Eukaryota, Bacillariophyta, Bacillariophyceae, Naviculales, Naviculaceae. The record is from the annotation of a GenBank genome assembly.